This is a messenger RNA of Neoarius graeffei (lesser salmon catfish), 2580 nucleotides long. RefSeq names its product proline rich transmembrane protein 4a (gene prrt4a). The coding region runs from base 1 to 2580 and encodes 859 amino acids. The record is from RefSeq and is a predicted model, not a curated record. The transcript is spliced from 3 exons. Lineage: Eukaryota; Metazoa; Chordata; Actinopteri; Siluriformes; Ariidae.
AUGAUCCCUCCCAGUACAAGAUCCAUAGUCAUCCUUGGUCUUACUUUGUUCAGCAACCUACAGGCUGCAUUCCUGACUGGAUAUGGAGGAGACCAAGCAUGGGCACAGGCAAGCCCUGUUCAAAAGCACAAAGACAACCACCCUACUGGGAACGUACUGUGGAGUAGCCAGACAUCAUCAAGAGCCGCGACUCCACCAAAAACACAAAACUCUUGGUCAGUUACUCAUGGUGACACUGGCCAUUCAUCACUAACCACCUUAUUAGCAACACCAGGGUCAUCUCUCCAUCCAGCUUCCCAGGUCCAGAGCAAGGUAUUCAAAACUUCAGCAUAUACAGUAUCUCCUGACCAAAGGAGACAUGAAAUGAGGAUUAGUGCUGCCUGGGUAUUGAAGGAAUCCAAAGCUACUGCUCAAAGUUCAAAUGACACUGGUCUGAAACAGAAGCAAAUGGACCUACUGACAACUCUACAGGAUGACAGAAGAAUGGUAGAGGAGUUCACCAGAAGGCCUGGUACCAAUUCCCCUAGAGGCAGCUUGAAAUUAGACUCCAUGCCCAGUUGGACACGUCCUGGCUUGGACAAAGGGCAUGAAGAAGGUUCCUAUAAGAAAAAUGACAGUCUGGGUUCCUUAAAAGACGAGACAUCCAGAUCAACUCCACGACUGACAGCACGCACUCUCAUUCCAGGCUUGCCUUCACUCGAUGACUGGAAUGAUGGCUUAAUUGAAUCCUCCUCCCAGCCUGACUGCAAUAUCGACACCACAGGGGUCUGCAACUCCUCAAGCCCUCUCUGGAGCCUUGGUCUCCCUGACAACCUGCCCAGUGCCCUGACUCCUGCUUCCCCAAUGCCCCCUCCUGGGAAUAUGACCCCACCUCCUUCUCCAAUAAUGACCCCACCUUUUUUGGUGCCAUUAUUUUCAGACUGGAAUGCUGCAAUGGCAACAUGGGGCCUGGCAUGGGAGCUGCAGGUAUACGGGCUGGGUUGUGUUUUCUCUCUGGUGGCUGUGUUGUCUGCGCUAAGCUUAUUGUGCCUCCCUCUGUGUCAGCCAUCAGGCUGUGCCAACUUCACCCUUCUGCAUCUCCUGCAGCUGCUUAUUGGCUCAAGUCGGGCUUUCUGGCUCAUCUAUGACCCAUAUGGGCAGAGAGAGCGCCUCCCUGUGGCCUGGGCACGGCUCCUACAUGAGACCGGCUACCCAUGUUUAACCGGAGCCUUUGGCAUGCUGCUUGUGCUGCUUUCUCCUCAGGUACUCUCCCAGAAUGCUUUGCGGCGGUGCAUUUGCUUGCUGGCCGCGCUCAUGCUGCUUCACAUGGCCACAGUUAUGGGUACAGUUGGAAUAUUAUGGAUCUUCCCUUCCUUUCCGGUCAUGUCUCUGCUGCCCCCUGCAGCCUUCCUGCUUCUUUCGUGUCUCCUCUCCACUUCAUACCUGCUGCUCUACUGCUGUGCUCGCAUUGAGGCCAAGCACAUCUACAGGCUGAGAGAGAACUCCCCUGAUCGCCUUGCAUGCCAAGCCAGUCAUUGCCCUCUCAGUGAGGCAGGAGUAUGGGAACGGGCAGCUGGAAUGGGACUAUUCUCAGCACUUUUCCUCCUGGCAUGUGCAGGACUCAGGCUCUAUGCCAUUCUGCAUGCACUGGGACUGACUGGAGGCAGAAUGGGGCUCAUGCCCUGGCCCUGGUGGGUCUUUCAGCUGAGCUGCAGAGUAUGUGAGGCAUGUGUUUGUCUCACUCUAGCUCUAAUCCUCACACAUCCUCUCCUCUACUGUGGAGUAGCUAACCCCAAACUAAGACGCUGGAACUCAUGGUUCAACGGGUCGUCCACCAGGAACACGGUGAUCGCCAAACCCCAAAUCCUGUCAAGUGGCUGGACCAAGAAGCCUGGAGAGACACUGCAUGAAAGCAUGUCACGGCAUGAGAGUGAGAGUGUGCCACUUUAUACCUUAGCAGAGCUGCCUCUUGGAGAACCAGAAGGCCUGGACCUUAACUACCCCAACAGCCCUCAGCUUGCCUCUGCACAAUUUCCUAAAAAUGGACUUUUGGCCUCCCAGUCUUCCUUCAUCAGCCUGAACUGUGAUUCUACAGUAGAUCUGAGGCCUCCAUCUCCAAUUGACUUGCGGCGAAGCAUUGACGAGGCUCUAAACAGUGAGGCUCUGUUCCAUCGCAGCCUAUUCAGCUCCUCCAGGUUGUCCCUCAGCACACGGGGGCCUCCAGAUGGCCAGCCAUGCAGAGGAAUACCUGCAGAACCAUCUCUCUACCGCACUGCAUCAUGUGGGGAUAUGGAUCUGCCUUCUGCACCGUCACCACCUGUACUACGGAGCAGUGCAGCAUGGAAGGCCCCCAACUUUAGCUCCUUACGUGGAGGAACUAGAAGUCAUGGAGGUCACGCAUCUUUUUACGCUGGCUUUGGCACUGGGCGCCAGUCUCAGAAGCAAUACAGGGCUCUGGGCUCUAUUUCUUCAAGAGAGCGUUUAUAUGAUCAGCAACACAUUCGCACACAAGCUGAUGAACUGGCUGUGCAAGCUGAAUUCAUCAACGUCUGCAGACAGAUAGAUGCACUGAGUGUCUGCAGUGACACCAUCGAGCUGUAG